GUCGUGAUCAGCUUGCCGGUCAGUAAGUGUGGAAAAAAAGAAUUAAAAAGUAAUCGAACCAUGAAGUUGAUCGUGUUUAUAGCUUUUGCAUUGUUUGUAACAACAUUUGCAAAGAAAUUAGACGAGAAAUAUAUGUGGAAGGAACUGGAUUUUGCAUGGCCAUCUGAAGAAGUUAAACAAGCAGCUAUUAAGUCUGGAAGAUAUAUUGAAAGUCAUAAUUUACCACUUGGAUUGGAAGUGUGGAAAGACAAAAUGUUCAUUACAGUGCCUAGAUGGAAAGGUGGUGUGGCUAGUUCAUUGAAUUAUUUCAAAAUAAAUGACGAGAGGUCACCGGUUCUUAUUCCAUAUCCAUCAUGGGAAGCUAAUCAACUUCCAGAGUCUGAGCAAACUACACAAGCAAGCUACGGAGGUGGUAGAACAGAUGCAAAAGAAGCAGAAAAAGCUGACAACUUACUUGCAAAGAAUAAUGAAACGAUUAUUUCGACCUUCCGUAUCAGAGCUGAUGAUUGUGAUCGAUUGUGGGUCAUGGAUAGUGGAUUGGCUGAUAUUUUAGGCUCGCCAAAACAAUGGGCCCCAAAUUCAAUUGCUGUUUUUGACCUUAACACUGAUAAAUUAAUCAGACGAUUCGUCAUUCCUGAAGAUCAAGUCAAAGAAGAUUCAUUCUUUGCAAAUAUCAUUAUUGAUACACAAGCAUCAGACUGCAGUAAUGCAUUUGCUUAUCUUCCUGAUCUCGGCUCAUACGCUGUCGUUGUCUAUGACUUUAAAAAUGACAAAUCUUACCGUGUAAAGCACAACUUCUUCCACUUUGAUCCACUUCAAGGCGAUUUAACUGUUGGUGGAGUUAAUUUCCAAUGGACUGAUGGAGUUUUUGGAAUGGCUUUAGGCACACCAACAAAUGAGCAUGGUGACAGAACCGUUUAUUUCCAUGCAUUGGCAUCAACUAAAGAAUUCUCAGUACCUAAUACGGUUCUUAAGAAUGAAACAUUUGCUACAUCAGGUGAUUCUUACUAUGCAUACACACUUCUAGGAGAUAGAGGAACUAAAUCACAGGCCACAGCUGAAUUCUACGAUGAAAAAACUGACGUUAUUUUCUACACACAAAUCAACCGUGAUGCAAUUGGUUGCUGGAAUAUCAAGAAGCCAUACACACCAGAAAAUCAAGGUCUUGUUGAUUCCGAUAGCCACACAUUGGUUUUUCCAAAUGACUUGAAAGUUGAUGAUAAAGGAAAUUUGUAUGUUUUGAGUGAUAGAAUGCCGUUGUUUAUCUACAAAAACUUGGAACCAGGUUACAAUUACAGAAUUUUGACUGGAAAGACAGAGGAAGUGAUUGUUGGCACACCAUGUGAAAAUGCAGUACAAUAAUUAAUUAACAUUUCAUCGUCAUCAUUAUGGAUUUCAUUAAAUGUGAUUAAUCAACUUAAUUUGAAACGUUUAUCCUCCUAUUAUCAUUGGAAAUAAACCUCUUGUAGAGGACUGAAUCGUACAAAAAUUA
Messenger RNA from Chironomus riparius, 1492 nucleotides. The record is from the annotation of a GenBank genome assembly. Lineage: Eukaryota; Metazoa; Arthropoda; Insecta; Diptera; Chironomidae.